AUGAAUAUAUCUGAGAUGUUAUUCUGUUUUAAUGAUCAAUGUUUUAAUAUUGAAACGAUUCGAAUGUCUUCGAAUAAAAUUGUUCAUAUUUCUAAUGGAGGUUAUUUUAUUCGUUCGUAUGUACAUCAAGAAUAUAUUCAUUCUAUGAAAGAUAGAAAUAUUUUAACUAAUGAAAAAUUACAUGAACAAUUAAUUGAACUAAAACCUAUUGAUAAUCAAUGGAAUCAAAGUGUUUAUGUAUCAUCAUCUGGUGGUAGUGGAGGAAAACGUUUAUUUUUCCAUUACAAAGACAAAUUUUAG
Messenger RNA from Rotaria sp. Silwood2, 300 nucleotides. Lineage: Eukaryota; Metazoa; Rotifera; Eurotatoria; Philodinida; Philodinidae. The record is from the annotation of a GenBank genome assembly.